This is a messenger RNA of Planococcus citri (citrus mealybug), 901 nucleotides long. Its product is annotated as phosphatidylethanolamine-binding protein homolog F40A3.3-like. The transcript is spliced from 6 exons. NCBI's taxonomy places the organism in Eukaryota, Metazoa, Arthropoda, Insecta, Hemiptera, Pseudococcidae. The coding region runs from base 91 to 795 and encodes 234 amino acids. The record is from RefSeq and is a predicted model, not a curated record.
AUUAAUCUCAAAUUGUAGAAUAGUUAUCAAUUUGAAACAUCGAACCGAACAUGUGUGACAUUUCAUGAAAAAGAAUCAAGCCAAACUGCGAUGUUUGAAACCUCUCUCAGGUUUAUUUUUUUCGUAAUAUGCACUCCAUACCUGUGCCAAGCGUUCUCGAGUGAAGAUGAAGAAGAAGUGAAACCCAAAGAAUGGAAUAUCACACACGAGAUGACCAAGGCUGGAAUUAUCCCCAAAGUGCUACCCCACGGACCCGAACAACUCCUUAAGGUAUUCUUACCACAUGGUUUUCUAGAUCCAGGUAUGAUGUUGCUUCACGAACAUGCCAUUUCGGUACCGGGAAUUGUUUAUGACGCUCCUAAUGACACGUGGAAUGCGCUAUUUAUCGUUGUUAAAGAAAACUGGGACCCGGAGGAAAAAUUAGCCAGCCGAUCGUAUAACGCGACUCUUCCACCACCUGCCAAAAACGAAUGGCAUCAAUUGGUCGUGCUGAAUAUUCCAGGGAACGAAUACAUGAAGGGAAGAACGAUUCUAAAAUACGAUCCACCUUAUCACGAUUUAGAAGAAGAAAUCGUUGAUCUUCACCUUUACUUGGUGUACAGACAACCUCGGGAAUUUGAAGUUCAUCGUAAGACUAGAAUGAUUUCGAAAAAUGAUACACUAUUGGCCUCGCUCAAUGAUUACAUCAGAUUCUACGACCUGACUGGCCCGAUUGCUGCCAACUUUCAUUAUCGUCGUUGGUUACAUCCACCUGGUUUCCAGACCCCGGUGUACCCUAUUUUAGAAGUAGGAUAAUCUUUUCGAAAGAAUAGCACCGUUUUUCUAAUUUUUACCUACUUAUUCGAUUAUUUAUCUGUGUAAAUUCAUAAUGACUGCUUUCAAAUACAAAAUUUUCCGAGUC